Messenger RNA from Achroia grisella, 1204 nucleotides. Its product is annotated as (2R)-3-sulfolactate dehydrogenase (NADP(+))-like. The coding region runs from base 81 to 1151 and encodes 356 amino acids. The transcript has 8 exons. NCBI's taxonomy places the organism in Eukaryota, Metazoa, Arthropoda, Insecta, Lepidoptera, Pyralidae. The record is from RefSeq and is a predicted model, not a curated record. Gene Ontology annotation, molecular function: oxidoreductase activity.
ACCACAGAUAAACCACAGAUUGUGGUGUUGUAUAAAAGCAGUUACACUUUCCAGGUAUUAGAACUUCCUAACAAUACAUCAUGCCCGAAGUACGCGUCGAUGAAGUAAGGAGAUUCAUGGAAGACAGUUUAAGGGCUGUGGGGGCGCCGGAAUCCGAAGCGGUAGCUCAUGCUGCCCUGCUGCUGCACGCUGACGUCACAGGGCAUUUUAGCCAUGGAUUGAACAGAUUAGAAUUUUACAUAAACGACAUAUCCUCGGGACUUACUGAUGCCAAUGCAAAGCCGGUAAUACUGAAGGAAUCGGCAGCAACUGCUUGGGUGGAUGGCGCCAACGCCUUAGGAGCUACUGUCGGGAAUUUCUGCAUGGAUGUAGCAAUCAGGAAGGCGAAAGAAUGCGGUAUUGGAUGGGUGGUAGCGAAACGAAGCAAUCAUUUUGGUAUGGCCGGAUGGUGGGCCUUGAAGGCGCAAUUAGAAGGUUUAAUUGGAUUGACAUUCACAAACUCUUCACCUAUUUUGGUUCCAACAAGAGCUAAAAAAGGCACUUUGGGAACUAAUCCUAUAGCAAUGUUUGCGCCGGCCACUGGUGGCGACUACAUCGGAGUGGACAUGGCGAGUACAACUGUUGCAAUGGGAAAGAUAGAAGUGCAGAUACACAAAAAAGAACCAUUGCCAGAAGGCUGGGCUAUGGGGACAGAUGGAAAAGUGACCACAGACGCUCAGGAGGCAUUUAAAGCAGGCCGCCUCCUUCCAUUGGGAGGACUGGAGUCAACCGGCGGUUACAAGGGCUACGGCCUCAGUGCAAUUGGCGAGGUUUUCUGCAGUGGUUUAUCUGGUUCGAACUGCACUCAUCGUGUUCCUAAGUGGUCUUUCACUAGGCAAGGCGACCCUAUGGACUUGGGACAAUGUUACGCUGCUAUCGACCCAAAUUGUUUUGCCCCCGGGUUUGGUGAACGCAUUGCAGACUGCUUAAGGACAUGGAGAAAUUUAGAACCGGUGGACCCAGAGCUACCUGUGUUGGCACCAGGUGACAAGGAACGUAUAAAUGCUGAGCAAACAACAAAACGAGGAUCAAUCAUCUAUUCCGAAUCACAGAUUGAAAGUUGUGACACAAUGGCUCGAAAAAUUGGAAUUAAACCUUUAAAAGUAGUUUAGUAACUUAUUUAGAAAGACUACUAUUACUAGUAUAUAUUGUAAUAAUAGGUUAG